Molecule: messenger RNA, 4966 nt
Organism: Gymnogyps californianus (California condor)
Lineage: Eukaryota; Metazoa; Chordata; Aves; Accipitriformes; Cathartidae
Gene: FNIP2
Product: folliculin interacting protein 2
Exons: 17
Coding region: 1-3312 (1103 amino acids)
Cellular component (GO): cytoplasm
Molecular function (GO): ATPase inhibitor activity; protein-folding chaperone binding
Source: RefSeq, a predicted model, not a curated record
AUGGCCCCCACCCUGCUCCAGAAGCUCUUCAACAAAAGGGGUGGCAGCGCGGCGGCCCCCCACGGCCGGGCUCCGGGGGAGGGGCCCGCCUUCAGCUGGUCCUCUUCAGAGUUUGACUUGAAUGAAAUCCGCCUGAUAGUUUACCAAGACUGUGAGAGGAGAGGCAGACAGGUCUUAUUUGAUUCCAAAGCAGUCCGCAAAAUUGAUGAAGCUGUGGUUCAGAAAAUGGCAGAGGAUGCUUCUGUAAAGACUUCUGCCAAGAACUGCCAAGCAAGCAAUGGGAACAACAAUAUUUCUUCCCAUAGUCCCUCAAUAAGCUGUAUGCAAAAUAUCAAAGAACAGAUACCGAAGUAUCAGUACACCAGACCAGCCUCUGAUGUCAACAUGCUGGGAGAAAUGAUGUUUGGCUCAGUGGCAAUGAGUUACAAAGGCUCCACCUUGAAAAUUCACUAUAUACGCUCUCCCCCACAGCUGAUGAUAAGUAAAGUCUUCUCAGCCAGGGUAGGAAGCUUCAGUGGAAGCAACAAUAACUUACAAGAUAGCUUUGAAUACAUCAAUCAAGAUCCCAGCCUCGGAAAGCUGAGCUCGAAUCAGAAUGGUUUGGGAACCUGUCGCAGUGGAAGUAAUUUAGCACACAGCACGCCUGUUGAUAUGCCUAGCAGAGGACAAAAUGAGGACAGAGACAGCGGCAUUGCUCGGUCAGCGUCUCUGAGCAGUCUUCUGGUCACUCCUUUUCCAUCUCCAAGCUCUUCAUCAUCAUCUUCUAGCAGCUACCAACGUCGCUGGCUCCGAAGUCAGACAACCAGUUUAGAGAAUGGAAUUAUUCCAAGGUGGUCCACUGAAGAAAUGUUUAGUAUGGCUGAUGAAAGCUGCAGCUCCAAUCCUGCAAUGGUUCGGAGGAAGAAAAUUGCAAUCAGCAUAAUCUUUUCUCUGCCUGAAAAAGAAGAAGCACAGAGAAACUUCCAGGAUUUCUUUUUCUCUCACUUUCCUCUUUUUGAAUCUCACAUGAACAAGCUGAAAUAUGCCAUAGAAAAGGCCAUGAUCUCAUGUAGAAAAAUAGCAGAAUCCAGCCAAAGAGUGCAGGUUUAUAUCAGCCGUGUCAUGGAUGCCCUGGGAGAAUUCAGGGUUACCAUCUGGAACCUAUAUUCUGUUCCAAGGAUUGCAGAGCCUGUGUGGCUUAAUAUGAUGUCCAGCACCCUGGAAAAGAAUCAGCUAUGCCAGCGUUUUCUUAAAGAAUUUACGUUUCUGAUAGAACAGAUCAACAAAAAUCAGUUCUUUGCUGCUUUGUUAACUGCGGUGCUGACAUACCAUCUGGCUUGGGUCCCAACAGUAAUGCCAGUUGACCAUCCUCCCAUAAAGGCCUUCUCUGAGAAGCGCACAUCGCAGUCUGUGAACAUGCUGGCAAAAUCCCAUCCGUAUAACCCUCUCUGGGCACAGCUUGGUGAUCUCUACGGUGCCAUAGGCUCUCCAGUUAGAUUGACUCGAACUGUUAUUGUUGGAAAACGCAAGGAGUUGGUGCAGCGCUUGCUCUAUGUUCUAACUUACUUCAUUCGGUGCUCUGAGCUGCAGGAAAAUCAGCUGACAUGGAGUGAGAAGGCUGGGGAAGGAGAGCAAGUGCUAAACGGAAGCAAGAUCACAACUGCACUAGAAAAGGGAGAGGUAGAGGAGUCUGAUUAUGUGGUUGUCACUGUUAAAAAUGAACCUGCUCUUGUGCCUCCAAUCCUACCUCCAAAGAAUGAUGGAAGUAAGAACAACAGUAUUGCAGAGUGGGUACAUGACCCAGAAAGCACUCAUGCUGUCCCAGCCUCCUCAAAAGAAAAGAGAGAAGCGAUAGGAAAGGCCAGUCAGAACUCUGAAGCAUCUGUUGACUGUCUCACUAGCAGUUUCUGUAAAGGAGCAGCUGAUGGUAGGAAAAGAACUGUCACUGAUACAGGAAUCAUAUCCUACCACUUUGAAGAGCCAUCUAAAUUGGAGGAUUUAAUGGAUAUAAAGAAGAACAAUAACCAGAAUGAGAGAAAAGUGGAAAAGCAAUUAUCUAGUAGGUCAUCUGCCUUACCUUGUCCUGAAAGGUCUGGCCACAGGAGUUCACACUUAGAAAAGGUCACCUUUCAGAUUGGAAGUUCUGCAUCACCAGAGUCAGACUUAGAAACUCAUAGAAGAGAAAUGGAAGAAAAUCUGAAGGCAUUCAGAAAAAAUCCAGAGGUGAUACAUUGUGCCUCAAGUUCCACAAAUCUGAGUGUGGAUGCUUCCCAGAAUCAAAAAGAAAGUUGUGAAGCUGCCUUUAUACCCUUCAGUAAACAUAAUGUUUGUUAUGCACAAAUCCCACCUUGUGAGGGGAAGGAGAGUAUACUUAACCAACGUAUGGAGAGUAAAGGAACUGAAAUGAAUUUUGCGAACACAAUAUCUAGUGAACCACUUUUGCCCAUAGAUAACAUAGAAACUGUAAAAUUGCCAAGCCUGAAAGAAACUAGAACUUUAUGCUCUGGCAAUGUGGAGAACUAUUCCCCUGGCUGUGUAGAAGUAGGUUCUGCUGUCAAACAGGAUUCCCCUAAAGUAGGUGCUAAAGAUGUCCCCUAUGGGGAUGCUGGAAGGAAAAUCUCCUUCAGAGUUGAAGGAGACAUUCCAAGGAACGAGAGUUCAGACAGUGCUCUUGGAGCCAGUGAUGAAGAAGGUGAUUGUUGUAUCCCUGACGAAGUGCAUCGUGAUAAUGUCAGCAAAAGACUUGAAGAGUUUGCAGAAGUGGAACUUCCUUUACCAAGGUCAAAUACAAUCAGCAGUCAAUGUGUGAAAAAUUUUGGAAGAUCACUUCUAGGUGGUUACUGUCAUACGUAUAUACCUGAUCUAGUGCUGCAUGGAAUAAAUAAUGAUGAAAAACUCAAGCAGUGUCUACUAGCAGACCUACUUCAUGCAAUGCAUCAUCCAGUGCUAGAUGAGCCCAUAGCAGAAGCUGUCUGCAUUAUUGCAGACACAGAUAAAUGGAAUGUACAAGUAGCUACAAGCCAGAGAAAGAUGAUGGACAAUAUGAAGUUAGGCAAAGAUGUUUUGGUUUCGAGUCAAGUAUCCAGUUUAUUGCAGUCUAUUUUACAGCUUUACAAACUCAACGUCCCAGCUGACUUUUGCAUAAUGCAUCUUGAGGAUAGACUACAAGAGAUGUAUCUCAAAAGCAAAAUGCUUUCAGAAUAUCUGCGAGGACAUACAAGAGUGCAUGUAAAAGAACUAGGAAUUGUAUUGGGGAUUGAAUCCAAUGACUUGCCUUUGUUGGCUGCUAUAGCAAGUACUCAUUCCCCGUAUGUUGCUCAAAUACUCUUAUAAAUUAAAAUCUCAGGACAGUCAUUCCCUUAAAGUAAAAUAAAGAAAAUGGGAAUGUUGAAUGAAGAACAGAGGUGCCAAACACUGGUAAAGGGGAACACUGAGGAAAGCAGGUGAUGACUGUACAUUCUACCACCUUCUGAUUCUGAUUUCAACCGGAUGUUUUAUCAGAGGACUUCAGUUUACAUAACGUAAAAGACAUUCAGGUUUUUCUUACAGUCUCACUUCUGACUUAAAUCAAGAAAGUGACUGCAUCCUUGCAUUUUAUUUUUAUUUAAAGGACAAAAGUUAACACUAUGCGGCAGACCAGGAGCUGCCGUCCAAAACGCUGCUCAAAACCAUGAAGUAACAGUUAGAAGAACAAGUGGGUUAGAAUGGAUUUCGUAAUACUACACUUGUGAGUGUGGUGUGGUGUAUGUUUCUUUGCUGGGGAGGAGGAGGAGCUGUAAACUAUGUAUAUAGCAUUCCUAUACACAAGUGUAUUAGAUGGGACAUGAUUUUCUUGCAGAGCAUAUGCAUGAUUUUGUAUAGUAGAAGUGAUGGGCUCAGAACAAGGAACCUGGAUUCAGCAGUCAAAUGUUUUGUGGGAAUGGAGGUGUGCAUGAGGUGAUGUGACUCUUCCCUUCAAGGAUGAGAGGUUAAGAAAGCUGUAGCUGCUUCUGUUUUAAUGAGGAGGCAUUCAAAUGAGCCCAUGGCUAGAAGUGGAAUGAAAUGGACUUCUGAGAUAGGGAUUUUGUGGGAAAGCCUUACGGAAUUUCUGCUACAAGUUUACAUUUGUUGCUGAUGCAACUUCAAUAACUCUUUUGAGUUUCUGUAUGACUGUAGUCCUGGGAACUAAACCUGUGUGUUGGUGUCAUCAAGUAUUACUGUCUCCGAGGAGUAUGAAUUUGACAAACUUAUAUAUGAUACCAGUGCUGUUAGUGCGUGUCUGUGCGCACGUACACCAAGCAAUUGGCACAAACUGAAGACAAUCUUCUUGGGGAAAUAAAAGACAACAAACAAUCCCCCACCAAACCUUUAGUCAAAAGUAUUACUUUUUUUCGAGCUACUAGUUGUCACUCUAGGAAUAAAAGAGGAGCGUUGUUUGAAGUAAAAUGAAAUGUAGGGGGCAAAACCCAAUAUUUGAUAUUACUAUGAAUGUUUGCAAUUAUCCUUUUUGAUUCUACAGAAAUCUUGAACUAUGAUCUGGGUGCCUUUCCUUAAUAGGUUAACUACUCUGAGACCAGAAACUACUUCUCCACUAGUUGAUACUGGCCUUCUGUGUUUCUAGAAAGCAAAAUAAAAUUUUGUAUUUUACUGUUUUCAUGUGGUUGAUAACAUGAAUGUAAAAAAAAAAAAAAAUUACUUUUUUUGCAUAAAGCACUGUUAAGCUGGAUAUGAAACUAUGGACCAGACUGAGGAGAGAAGAAAGGAUCAAAACAAACAUUCUUAAAGAAACGGAAAACUCAAUGUUGGACCGUUCUGUUGUGAGCCAGCAUGAAUGAGGUGUCUGAAAUUGUCAGCUUGCAAGCAAAUUGCUAGCAACACAAUUGCUUGGGAACAGUGAAUUCUAGUAAGAAACUCCUGGUCACCGGUUGUGAGUUCUCCUCGUUGGUGAUUACAGAUUUUUAACACUGAAGGGACACACUCUUAUUAAAAGUGUUUUUAUUUCCUACUA